AUUGGACUCUUCUGCAUCUUUUGCACGUUUUUAGGCCUCUCGCUGUGUCUAGUCUUCCAAAGAUUGGGAUCUUCCAGAAUAGAUUGUAGGAACUGGUGGUGGAGACCAGCAACUCCUCAGUCACAUUGUAGAUAAUGGUCUUUGUCUUCCUAGCCGAGGCCCAUGGCGUUCCGCCACAUGGAUCAUUUCUAAUCUGAAGCAAUACGGGGUGUCCUUGGCUCGUGUGCACCUCCAGCCUGAACCCGGGAAGACUGUCUAGAAACGUGAACUCCGAACCUCGCUGCCCAUCCUCCACAGUGGAUUCUACAAGAUACUAGAAGACAGAGAGGACAAUGGCCAAUUCCAGUAUCAAACGCUUGGCCGUCACACUCAUGGACACCUCCACAGACAAGGACCCCGAUGUACAGGAGCAGAUCUACAGCUCUCUGUGCUUCAUGGGAGAGACGGCAAUGGUGGAGGUGCUGGAGUCAUGCGACUCUUACCUCCGACAGAACAAGUUAUCCACUACUCAUCGCACCAUCAUCCUGAGAGCAAUGGAGACCAUAGUAAGGGAAAACCUUUCAAAAUUGAACAAAGAGACAGCAAAGAUGGUCAUCCUGCUGGCCUCAAAUGAGAUGACCAAAUCAAAGGACAUCGUGUUUGAGUGGCAGCAGGCGGCCAGUAACGUCCUUGUCGCGGUUGGUAGGAGCUUCAUUAACAACGUCAUGGAGGAGAUUCUGCUGAAGUUCCAGCCGGGGAUCCUCCCACACUUCUUUAUCAUGCAGACGUUGGCCAAUCUCUCGGUGGCGAAUGUGUUUGGGAUGGUCCCGUUCCUGAACUCCAUUCUGGGGACCAUGCUGCCAAUGUUGGGGAUGGCCAAACAGGACCCCAUGAAAGCCGUCUUCUGUGUGGCUCUGCAGCGUUUCAGUGAGAGUGUUCUGGAGUAUCUGGCUAACCUGGAUAAAGCUCCGGACCCCACCGUGAGGAAGGACACCUUCUCCAAUGAGCUCUUCAACGCCUACGAUGUCCUCUUCAAUAACUGGCUGCAGAACCGCGAGUCCAAGGUCAGGUUGGCUGUGGUUGAGGCUCUCGGGCCGAUGAGUCACCUGUUGCCCAAUGAGAAGUUGGAGGAGCAUCUCCCGCGGCUGAUCCCUGGCAUCCUCUCUCUCUAUAAGAAGAAUGUGGAUGCUUUCUAUGUAACAAAGAGCUUCUGUCAGAUCCUGGAGAGCGCCGUGGCCAAUGACAGCCGGACUCUGGAGCCUCUGAUGGACUCUGUGCUGGCAGCCCUUCACUCCCAGAUCUGCUCCUCCAUGGACUCCUCCACUCUGAUGAUGGAACGGAAUAAGAAUGAGCUUCUCCGCUGCUUCACAGUUCUUGCUGCCAAGUUCCCCGAUAAUUUGCUGUCAUUUUUACUCCCCAAAAUGGAGACCAGCAACCCCAAAGUGCGAGUGGGAACCCUGAUCAUCCUGAAACAAGUCCUCAACUCUGCCGCGCCAUUUAUGGAAGUGAAGAAAUCGCUAAUUCUGGCGGCUGUGAGACAUCCUCUGCAGGACAACAGCAACCGGGUACGGCGGGCGAUGGUUCAGCUGAUCAGUGCCAUGGCACAUCACGGUUACCUGGAGCAGCCGGGGGGAGAGGUGCUGCUGGAGUACAUCAUCCGUCUGUGCUGUAUUACACCGGACAACACGCCGCGCAGACGGAACUCGGAACAGGAGGAGGUGACAGAUGAGAGUGUCCGGAGGAUCAGCAUCAACACCCUCUACCUGAUCAGCACCACUGUGGAUCGAAUGAUCAAUGUCCUGUGGCCCUACCUCCUGGAGUUUGUGGUGCCCAUACAAUACACGAAUGCCUUGAACCCGGUGUGUAAGAGUUUGGUCCAUCUUGGGCAGAAGAAGUUGGCGGACAAUGUGGAGUCGUUUCUAAUAAACUACAAUGUGAAUGUGAACCUACCGUCUCCGUUCGCUCUCUUCGCUCGUCUCUUGGUAGUAUCGGCCUCGCUGCAACCCAACGAUGGAAGAAACGCGGCGGCUCUGCAUCUUCUCUCCGUUCUCCAGAUUAAUAUCCACCCGGCUAUCGGCCGCUGCUGGGAGCAGGAAAUCCCCGGCCUGCUGCAGUCCCUGGAGGAGUCCGAUGAGAAUGUUCUGCAGCAGAAGGAGUGGGAGGAUAAACUGCUGAAGCUCCUGGCGGACUCUCUGCAGACGGUCGGUGAUGACGGGUGGACCUGCGAUCUCUCCCAGGAGAUGAGGAAACAGCUGAACACCUACAGCUCCUCCACCAUACAGAAGAACUUCCUAUAUAAGUGUGUUGGGACCACACUGGGAGCAUGCUGCAACCGGGACGUGGUGAGGAAAGGACUGCAGGAGCUUCUGACCAACGCCCAGUACCAGGAGGAGUCCGAGCGCGAGGGACUGGCCGUUGCCUUUGGGAUUUGCUCCGCCCAUCACCUGGAUGACACCUUGGAGAAGUUGUCGGAGUUCCUGAAGUCGGACAUCAUGAAGAAGAAUGUGAAUUUCUUCAAUCUGUUCAAGGAUCGGGCGGAUGGAGAUCUGGAGAAGAUAAAGAGCGCUCUGAUCCUGUGCUAUGGAUACGUGGCGGUCUACGCCCCCACAGAGCUUGUACUGCCGCGAAUCGAGUCCGACAUCCUACGCAAUGUCUUCAAAUACUUCCACACCAAGGUUCUGGGGAUAAAGGUAGAGCCCAAGGAUCUGUCCCUGAAGCUGUGCUUCAUACGCAGCAUCUCCAUGAUUGGCCUCGCCAUCUGUAACAGCUCUCAGGCCGGAUUCUUCAAUUUCAGCCGCAAGACGGAGCUGAUUUCACAGCUGGUGGAGUUUCUGAAGAUGGAGCCAACGGACGAGCUGAAGUCUGCAUUACGCCAUCGCUCCCUCCUGGCCUGCACCUACCUGGUCAAGCUGGAGCCGCCUCUGAAUGACACCAGCAGAUUGGAGCUGAUCAAUACGGCCCUUGGGAGCGUCUUUCCUCUUCCGCCGAUUGGCUCGGGGACACCGGGGGAGCUGCAUAAAGAGACACUCUAUGGGGACACUCUGGACGCUCUCGUAGAACUGUUGAGGAGCCUCAUCCUCUGGAAUCUGACUCCGCAGGGACUGCAGGACAUUUUCCAGAUCCUGAACCCCUGGAUCAGAUCCACCAAAGAGCAUGAGCGGGAGAGAGCGCUGGAGGUCAGUGCCCGGAUGCUGGAGUUUUACUUCCAGAAGCUGAACGUCAAUUCAGUUGUCACCUUUCAUAAUCUGGGGCUCCUGAUUGGACGGUUGUCACCUCGCUGUUCAGACUCUCUGGCCUCCAUCCGCCAGCGCACUGUGGAUUGUAUCUACUACCUCCUAAACAUCCAGCUGAGAUAUGAAGGUUUUGCUCCUGAUCACAAGGAUGAGUCGGUGGAGAAGCUCCUGACUCUCAGACCUGGUCUCCAGAAUCCAGACUCCAGCGUCUUAUUUCAAACCUGCUAUAGCAUUGCCAUGAUCAUUGGAAGACGCCUUCCUCCUGAGCAGCUCACCAGCCUUCUGUUCAUCACCUUCGAGAGCCUCUCCGACCCCGACGCCAACUGUUCCCGAGGAGCUACUGUGAUGAUCAACUCUUUGCUGAAAGACCGGGGUGGCAUCUUAUUGUCCAAGGUCCCGGAGAUUAUUGAUCGGGUUCGGGAGCAGCUGGAGGCAUCCUCUGAGGAACACGUUAAGAAAGCCGCAGUACAGACCGUCUAUAUCCUGGCCACACAACACGUGGCUGCCGUAGUCUCCAGCUUAUUGUCCAGCCCUCUUCCAUACGACAGUGAGACGUGUACCCUGUGGAAGGCGCUGUCCUCCGAUCCCCCUCUCACUUCUCAGGUGUUGGAGCUUCUACUGGCCAAGAUGACGGGUGACGUCCCCUAUAAGGAGAGCAAGACCUCCAUGCUGAGCUCCUGCUGCAAUCGUGUGGCCACUCUUCUCCCGCUGGAGGCUACGUGUGCAAUCCGGGAGGUGUUGUCCCAGCCAGAGUCCGCCCCCGCGGUACAGGAGCUCUUCCCCCAGAUGUUUGUGGCCCUCCUCCUGCGGGUCAGUUCCAUGGUGGGAGUCCAGCCUCCUAAGAACCUUGGAGCAGCCAAAGAGAGGAAGAGCCCCGGCCCAUCCAGGACCCUGGAUCCCUGCAG
Rana temporaria (common frog) is the source of this 4117-nucleotide messenger RNA. RefSeq names its product maestro heat like repeat family member 1 (gene MROH1). The record is from RefSeq and is a predicted model, not a curated record. Gene Ontology annotation, cellular component: cytoplasm. NCBI's taxonomy places the organism in Eukaryota, Metazoa, Chordata, Amphibia, Anura, Ranidae.